AUGCCUGUUAUUUUUAAGGGAGAUGACAUUACGCAGAACUUACAUGUAACUCCAAUGCUCAUUUCAGGUCUUAACCUCCUUACGAACCUCUUGCGUGUGCCGGAGGGCGUUAACGUGGAGUCUCUCUUCGCGGGUCUACCGCGAUCCUUGUGGUGCCGACUGAUUCAGUUGCUCUGUCUCUCUGACUUGGGUCUGGUGUGUGCGGUUUUGGAGGCUCUCUACACCGCCACAGGCAUGGGAGGUCUCGCGUGCACGCGUCUGUGGGGCGCUCUUGCCUCUGCUGAUGACACUGUUUCGAAACGUGCUCCAGCAACAGUCUUUGCUGCUCGUCGCGCCUCUAUUCACCUCCGGCCUCUUCUAGCUCUCCUCAGUCUCGAGGGGCAAUCUAUGGGCCCGGGAUCCCUGCAUCGCGUCAAGGUAAUGCAACGUCAGCUUCAGCCCGUUCUCGCUCCGAUGCCAUCAUCGGUACCGCCGCCGUCACAGAUGGUGAUGGGUCAGCCUGUGAUGCAUCACCCGCCAUCUUUUCAUUCUCAUUACCACUCUUAUCAUCACCAUUCUCAGCCGACGGUAUCUCUACCUCUACCCCAAUACCCCUCUCAACAAGCUCCUCGUCACCCCUCACCUGUACCACUACAACCGAUGUCCAAUCCGCAUUUAGUGCCUUCUCGGCCCCACACUGUACCAACACAGACACGUCUAAUCCUCCCACCUUCUCCACGUCCAACGCCCUCAUCGCCGUCUUUGGCGAGCCUCUUAGGCCCCGGUUUAACUUCCUCCCCUACUGCCACCACUAAUUCAAGGGCUCUGGCAGUCCCACCUCAGGUGGCCAAUGUGAAGCCGGAGCCAUGCACUCUUUCUGAGCUCACCGAUCGACUGCAGAUGCCACCACCUCAAAUGCCACCUCCGAGACGGACAUCUACGCGAGUCAACGGUGCUGCCACGUCCUCCGCACCCAACCGAUCACCUCUCGUGAAUGGAAAAAGUGAUUGCGCUCUUCUUUUCCUUUAUUGUUCAUACGCCUGA
Molecule: messenger RNA, 1023 nt
Organism: Hydatigera taeniaeformis
Lineage: Eukaryota; Metazoa; Platyhelminthes; Cestoda; Cyclophyllidea; Taeniidae
Source: the annotation of a GenBank genome assembly